AUCUGAGAUGUAUCUGCACGAAAUAGCACCUCUUUAGAAACUCGUGUACGUGUCAUAAAAGUCUCAAAGACGUUGUUUUUUAUAAAAUAUGAAAGUGCAAUAAAUCUUUAAUCAAGAGAAGUAAUUUGAUAAAAUUUUAUUUCAAGUACACUCGUGCAAUGAGCUUUGAAAUUUUGUCUUACUAAGGUCGCCAUUUUGAUGAACGGAUGUCUAGUUCGGAUGGUGUGCUUAGAUUUUAAUGAAAAACUAAAGGUUUACUCAUAAGUUUUCAAGACUAUUUUGAUUUCAUUGUGUAGUGGAAGUGUCAAAGAUGACCCAACAAACAAAUACAACGAACUGGGUGAUACAAGGAUCCAAUGGCCAGCCACAAAUGAUCAAGCUGGUUCAGUCUUCAGGAAAACCUAUAAGUGGAAUUAUGACUUCGACAAUGUCGGGGCAACCAGUUAAAAUUUUUAAAUCUCCUACAACACAUGCAGAAUCCUCGCAGGUUUUUAGUACAAGUGGUGCCACAACACAGGUUUUAAGAACAAUAGGAACAACACCAAAAAUAGUUACAAAAACUGUUCCCAUUCAUGUUAGUAAUAUUCCCAGAGGUACAAAAACAAUUAGAUUAACGCCUUCACAAAUGCAAAAUAUAAAAUUUGUCAAUCCGAAUCAGAAAUUACAAAUUCAAACGUCUACUACGAUACCUGUCAUGCACCAAAGUCCCACACAAACGGUAAAGAACAUUUCGAAUAUUUCCCCGCCAAUACUCUCAAGGAAGAGGCAGGAUCCUUUGGAAAUGGACUAUGCACCAGAAUCUAAACGUGGAAGGAAAUCUGAAAAAGUGGGGAAGGGUCUGAGGCACUUUUCCAUGAAGGUGUGCGAGAAGGUUAAACAGAAGGGUACAACCACUUACAAUGAGGUGGCCGAUGAACUAGUAGGUGAAUUCACAAAUUCAGCCAGCAAUAACAGCUUGGCCGAACAAUACGACCAGAAAAACAUAAGGAGAAGGGUCUAUGAUGCUCUAAAUGUACUAAUGGCCAUGAAUAUUAUCUCUAAAGAGAAGAAGGAAAUCCGAUGGAUAGGUCUUCCGACAAACUCACUGCAAGAAUGCCAUCAGUUAGAGAAAGAAAUGCAAAAGAAGAUCAAUAGUAUUAGAGAGAAAGAGAAACAAUUGGACGAUCUGAUUUUAAACCAAAUAGCAUUUAAGAAUCUAGCUCAAAGAAAUAAAGAGGCUGAAAAAUUACAUGGGGUACCGCCCACUAAUUCUUACAUUCAGCUGCCUUUUAUUGUUGUUAAUACAAAUAAGAAGACUGUUAUUAAUUGUAGUAUCUCAAAUGAUAAAAUGGAAUAUCUUUUUCAAUUUAGUGACAAGUUUGAAAUCAACGAUGAUGUAGAAAUUUUGAAGUCAAUUGGAAUGUUGUCAGGUUUGGAUACAGGAGACUGUACUUCAGAAAAUUUAGAAAAAAUCAAGAGCUUAAUACCCAAAUCUUUGUGGUCAUAUGUGGACAAAAUCGCCACUGGACGAUCUAAUUCAUUGGACACCAUCCUGGAAUCAAACGGGGCCGGUACAAGUUCGAUGUCCAUGUUAAACGCCGAAGAAUACGUCGAGACGACGCUAGAUGAAGAGAACUCCCGCCAAUCGUCAAGCUGCGACCCACUCUCGCCCAACGGUGCGGAAUUUUCAGAUGACGAGGUCGAUUCGGAUUUAUCGAGUGACACGGAACUGAACUAGUACUAAAAAGUGAGAUUAUACGGAGCUUUUGUUAAGUUUUUGGAGAAUAUUUACACAGAUAAAGUGAUAAGAACAAGUGCUUACAAGUUGUAGAUAUGGUCAGAUUUUUUUGUAGUGGACCAAUAUUUUGUUCAGUGAGGUAUAAUGGAAAUUCCUUUCGUUCGAAUUGCCUUUGUAGGAACCUGUACAUAUUAAAAUAACAAAUUUUAUUGUUUAGUUCGUAAAAAGGUUAUGUAAUUAUUUUUGUAUAUAUUUGAUGGAAUUUUCCUCCUUUUUUUUGUUAAGAAGAGUUAAGAUUAAUAUAAAACGUUUAAUUUUGGAUUUUUAAAUUUUGUUAAAUGUACGUUUAAGUGACAAUUUCUAAUUUUCAGCACAACUAGAAGGUUUUAUUUGAUGUGAACAAAUUGUCCAGAUUUACAUAAUUGUACAAAACGUUUUAUUACCUGUAUUAUGUUCAAAUUGUAACAUAUAGGGUUUUAAAAUCUACAAUUAUAGAUGCCAUUUUCUAGAAUAGUUUUUUAUUAUUUACAAUACAUAAAUACAUUAAAAUGUAGUACAACUUACACGACAAAAUUUACAAAAUUACACUUUCGAACUGUGAUUACGACAAAAAUUAAUUUUUGGUACCUAUAAACAGUAUUUGGUAAAUUACAAUAAUAUUGUAAACAGAUGUUCUGUUAAUAAAACAAAUAACACAUC
Anoplophora glabripennis (Asian longhorned beetle) is the source of this 2416-nucleotide messenger RNA. It is a transcript of the gene Dp, whose product is annotated as transcription factor Dp-1. NCBI's taxonomy places the organism in Eukaryota, Metazoa, Arthropoda, Insecta, Coleoptera, Cerambycidae. The record is from RefSeq and is a predicted model, not a curated record. Gene Ontology annotation, cellular component: transcription regulator complex; nucleus. Gene Ontology annotation, molecular function: DNA-binding transcription factor activity, RNA polymerase II-specific; RNA polymerase II transcription regulatory region sequence-specific DNA binding. Gene Ontology annotation, biological process: regulation of cell cycle; regulation of transcription by RNA polymerase II. Bases 311 to 1717 code for a protein of 468 amino acids. The transcript has 10 exons.